This is a messenger RNA of Clonostachys byssicola, 321 nucleotides long. Lineage: Eukaryota; Fungi; Ascomycota; Sordariomycetes; Hypocreales; Bionectriaceae. The record is from the annotation of a GenBank genome assembly.
AUGAAGCCAUCGACCCUUUUCCACAUCAGCCUCGCCUUGUUCAGCACCGCCAAUGCCGCUCCUGUGCCCGAGGAAGGCGUAACAAGUGUCGACCAGGCCGAUCGCCCCAUUCAAUGGCUAAAGCGCGAAGACGCACCCGUCAGCGUUGACCGGGCUGAUCGCCCUAUUCAGUGGCUCAAGCGCGAGGACGCACCCGCUAGCGUUAAUGACGCUACUGUUGACCGUGUUAAUCGAAUUAUCGUCUGGAAGCGAGAGGCCGAGGCUCCCACCAAGGCCGAUGAUGUUUCGGUUGACCGUGUUAACCGCAUCAUCGUCUGGUAA